AUGAAAAACCUUCCUUACAGACAAAAAUCUUUGUGGGAAACUUUGAAUAACCAUCAUGGAUGGGGUUGGCCAGACGUUUUUCAUUUCAGAAGUUCCGUUUUUUUAACUGUAUUUCCGGUAGUCUUUACUUCUACCUUACUUUCUACAAUAUUAUGUGUUUUGUAUCUUAUAUACGAUGUUGAUGUAACAUUGCCUGCAAGUUUGGUCGGCACUAUAACAGUUGUGGUCGGUCUUCUUUUGGCUUUCCGCACGAAUCAUGCUUACGAUAGAUAUUACGAAGGCCGAAAAUUAUUUAGUACUAUGUGUACUCAUGUUAGAAAUGCAGCACGUCUUACUUGGGUUGGUGUUGAGGAAAGAAAUCGAGAAGAUCACGAAGAUAAAAUAAAUGCCAUAAAACUUUUGUUGGCUUUUGUUAUUGCGACAAAACAUCAUCUUCGAACUGAAUUUGGUACCGAUUAUGAAGAUCUUAAAGACCUUUUACCUGAUGGCUUACAAAAAACCAAAUUCGGGGGUAAUGCUGGACAGGAUGUUGAUAGCGAAGAACACGAAGAACAACAUCGUCAAGAUUAUAGUGAAGAUUCCAUAGUAACUGUCAUUGCCGACAAUGAGAAUACAGCGCUCCUUCAAAAUUGUGAAAGUCCAAAAAAAUAUGUUAAUAAUAAUUAUGAUAAUUUAUACACUAAAAAAUUACCAAAUUUCCGUGCAUCUGGUAGUUCUGCUAUUUCGGAAAAUAGAUUGAUGGAUUGGGGGGGUAAAAUUAAUCCCACAAUGAGUCUUCCCUUGGAAAUUACUUAUUAUUUGGGAUUAUAUUUCAAUCGAAAACAAUUUGACGCCAUUAAUAACAUUUUGUCUUCUUUAAUCGAAAUCCUUGGAUGUCUCGAAAGAAUUGGAAACACUCCUAUACCAAACGCGUAUAGAUAUCACUUAAAACAAGCUGUAUCAAUAUAUGUUUGGAUGCUUCCAUUCACCAUGAUUGAAUCACUUGGCUGGUUGACUAUCCCUGUUAUCGCGGUUAUUUCUUUUGUGCUAUUUGGUGUCGAAGCGAUUGGUGCUGAAAUUGAAAACCCAUUUGGUUAUGAUGCGAAUGACUUACCCUUGGAUGAAUAUUGCAAGCCCAAAGAAAUUUCAUGCAAAUGA
Molecule: messenger RNA, 1137 nt
Organism: Diversispora eburnea
Lineage: Eukaryota; Fungi; Glomeromycota; Glomeromycetes; Diversisporales; Diversisporaceae
Source: the annotation of a GenBank genome assembly